CCCGCCGGCGAGACAUUUAUGCGGCGUCCUCCUAUCCCGCGUCCGUCAGUUUAGUCGAUUUGUUGCGAAUUCGUUGCCAUGGCGCCUCCCCAGAGCGGCGACGGCGGCGCAGCAGCAGCGGGCGACGACCUCCUGGAGACCGGGCUGCUGGCUGCGGCCGUCUCAAAGGAGGAGGAGGCGCUUGCCCCGAAGACAGUGUCGACGUCGGGGCGCCUGGCGGAUGAGCAGGGUACGGCGGCGACGUCGUCGUCGCGGGUGCGGCGGGGCGCGCGGCUCGCGGCGGCGCAGCUGCAGGAGGUAUUCCUGGGCACGAGGCUGUUCCCGCUCUUCUCCGCCGUGCCGCUCGCCGUCGCCGCCCAGCACCUCCGCCUCGGCCGGGCCUGGGUGUUCGUUUUCAGCCUGAUAGGCCUGGCUCCGCUUGCAGAACGUGUGAGCUUCUUAAGCGAGCAUAUUGCCGAUACCGCAGGACCAACAGCUGGUGGGCUUAUGAAUGCAACAUGUGGGAAUGUACCUGAACUUAUUAUUGCCCUCUUUGCUCUGCAUAAGGAGAAGAUGGAAAUCUUGAAGUGGUCACUUCUAGGUUCCAUAUUAUCCAAUUUGCUCCUUGUCCUUGGUUCUUCGCUCCUGUGUGGUGGGCUUGCAAAUACGGGCAAGGAGCGUCCACUAGACAGGAGACAAGCAGAUGUAAGCAUAGGUCUUCUAAUUCUGGGUGUGCUCUGCCAUAUCUUACCUCUAUUGUCUAAAUACACCAAUGGCACUGGAGAUGGCAUAAGUUCAGCAGGUUCGGUUCUGGAAUUAUCAAGAUUAAGUGCCAUUGUAAUGCUCACUGCCUACUUUGGAGGCCUCGUCUUUCAGCUAAAAACCCAUCGACAAAUUUUUCAACAAGAGGACAGCUCAGAGAGCAGCAGCACUAGAAGUGAUGAUGAUGCUAGUUCAGUUAUAGGAUUUGCCAGUGCAGUGAUCUGGUUGAUUGGAAUGACCGUUGUCAUUGCUGUACUAUCUAAUUACGUUGUCACAACAAUUGAGGAAGCAUCAGAGUCACUGGGUAUACCAGUCAGGUUCAUCAGCAUUAUCCUACUUCCUAUUGUUGGAAAUGCUGCAGAGCAUGCAGGUGCUAUCAUAUUUGCUUUCAAGAACAGAAUUGACAUCACCCUGGGAAUUGCUCUUGGUUCAGCUACUCAAAUUUUGCUGCUUGUGGUGCCCAUCAUUUUGAUUGUAUCCUGGGUGAAUGGCAUCCCUAUGGAUCUCAACUUGAACCUUCUUGAGACUGGAUCAUUGGUUAUGACUGUAUUUACAACUGCAUUUACACUACAGGAUGACAAAUGGCAUUACUUGAAAGGCUUCAAUUUGACACUUUGCUAUGUUGUAAUAGCAGUGUGCUUCUUCACCAUAAAGGCCCUCCCAACGCCAAAGAAGUUACAUGCUUGAGCUGCUCAAGGAGAUGCUGCCCCGGUUUGGAACGAAAUCUAGGCAUCUCAGCUCAAGGAAUCAAAGUUAGUGGACUGGCGUUCCAUCAAGCUAUAAUUGAACAUGCCGGUGACCAACAUAGUUGACGCUACAUUCGACUGUUCAUUUUGUGGAAGUAUUGCUGAAAAAUGCGUCUCAAUCUAUUGUUUUCUCCCCUCACAUUACUGACAAAUUAAGUGUGGCCGACUGCUCCAAGGAAGCUAAUUUAGGAAGUGAUGUAAUUAUGGUUUUGGCAUGCAUAUGUUUGUUAGUGCCUGGUAGAUACCUUGUGUGAUUCUCGACCAACUGCCACUACUAUAAUGAUUGAGUUGUCCAAUCUCAAGCGGCGUAGUUGCUCAAGUGUACCCUCAACAGUCAACACUCUGCCUAUCAUAAUCAGUUUGGGUGUCUUUUGGCUAAAACUAAGAAUGUGUUCUAAA
This is a messenger RNA of Setaria italica (foxtail millet), 1886 nucleotides long. RefSeq names its product vacuolar cation/proton exchanger 1c. Lineage: Eukaryota; Viridiplantae; Streptophyta; Magnoliopsida; Poales; Poaceae. Gene Ontology annotation, molecular function: calcium:proton antiporter activity. The coding region runs from base 79 to 1428 and encodes 449 amino acids. The record is from RefSeq and is a predicted model, not a curated record. Gene Ontology annotation, cellular component: plant-type vacuole membrane. The transcript is spliced from 11 exons. Gene Ontology annotation, biological process: calcium ion transmembrane transport; intracellular calcium ion homeostasis.